Strongylus vulgaris is the source of this 861-nucleotide messenger RNA. The record is from the annotation of a GenBank genome assembly. NCBI's taxonomy places the organism in Eukaryota, Metazoa, Nematoda, Chromadorea, Rhabditida, Strongylidae.
AUGGACCCGUUAUCUGUUUUAAAAAUAGAGAUUUGGCAGCAAAAAUUUUUUGGCAAAGACUGGAAAUCUUAUAUAGCCGCAAUAUUCGGUGAGAGCGAGUUUGGUCGAGCUCGGAUCGAACUCUUUACCUCUCCAAAGAAAAUUAAAGCUAUGGAACCACAUAGGACUAUAUUGCUUGAUCAGUGCAUAGCUAUAAAAUCACUUAGGAACGGAGAAGAACAUCCUCAAAUUCGUCUUCGAAUGAAAGACGACGCUGAGUUGCGUCUCAGGUGCGAUCAACAUUCUCAGCUGAUGACUUGUCUUAGCACAGCGGCUUUCCCUAAAAAAUGGCAUUUCUCAGAUGAUGAGUAUCCUGUCCUACUAGUGCCGUCCACCUUGACCACGAAACGAAAUCUAGCCGAGGGCAACUAUUCUCUUCGCUUCUCAAAGGAAGAUCUCUCUUUGACUCAUGGAAACACUCAAGUUCAACACUUUCCAUACCACGAUAUUUUGUGGGCUGCUGCAGGGGAGAAUUCUCUUGGGAUCGCGGUGGAAAAUUGUGGUUUAUACGAAUUUAUUUGCGAUCAACCACUUCUAAUUAUAGACCAUAUGAGGAACUAUAUUAGAUUCAAGAAUUCGUUUCCUGCAGUGAGGCUAAGCACAAAAAGGAAGUAUAAUCGUUUCUAUCAUCAAGCUCGUGAAAUUGCCACCAGUGGAUCAGAUCUGAGUAAUUCAAAGAAAAAGAAUUCGAAUGGGGUACGCACAGAUUUUGAGGAGAACGCUGACAGCGAAUGGCUGAGGUUGCCGGUGCCACCCAAGGCUUUGAACGGUGUAGAACACAAUGAGCGACGAAUUGAUCAUUCGGUUGAAGUCAACAAUCAC